AUGGACGACCCGUACAUGAUGGAGCCGCCCAAGGGGCAGGACAGAUGGGAAGCCGGUAGCCGGGCUACUGCACAGAUCAUACUUGGAGCGUGUCUUUUCACGCUGGCGACUAUUGUGUAUGUAAUGCGGAUUGUUACAAGAGUAAGACUCUUGAAGAAUCCUCUUCGUCUUGAUGACUUCCUCACUGGUGCUUCUCUGAUAGCGUGUUGGGUGUUUUACGCUUGCACGAUGGGCAUGGUUGCUCAGGGCGGCUGUGCUACCAACUUCUGGCAGGUCAAACAAUCAUCAUAUGAAGCAUUACUCAGGUGGACUGUCCCUGUCAACAUCUUCUACAUGCUCUCGUCCGACCUUGCCAAGAUUUCCCUUUUAUUCUUCUACCUACGUCUGUCUCCCGAACGAAACUUCCGUAUCGCCAUCUACAUCUUAGUCAGUCUCUUCGGCCUUUACGCCCUGAUCUAUGCCAUGAUCAGCCUUUUUGGCUGCCAGCCUAUCAAGGCCUCUUGGGAUCUCGCCGCCCAAGCGACGGGUAAAUGCGUGGAUAAGUUUGGCUUCUUCUUGGCUGCAUCGGUCGCAAAUGUUGUUAUGGACUUGGUGAUUCUUCUUCUUCCGUUGCGCAUCGUUAUUCCGCUGCAGAUUCCGAGGCGUCAGAAGAUGUCGCUCUUAUUUCUUUUCACAACAGGUGGCUUUGUGAUAAUCGUCGCCAUUUACAACUGUGUCCUGACUGUCAAACUCUUCAGCAGUCCGAACUACACGUGGGGUCUCGCAUAUGAGCUCUGCUGGAUGUACGCCGAGUUGACUGGCUGUGUCAUCUGCGCAUCUGCCAGCUCUCUUAAACCCUUCUUCAAGAGAAUCCUGCCAGGUAUCUUCAACAGUCACGGCGCUAGCUAUGGUGGCCCUUCCGGAGCUACAGGCGAAUCGCAUGCCAUCAAAAGUAGCAGAAGGCAGCUCAGCCGCAAGCAAGCAGAUGCUAUCGAGCUUCAGUCAGGUGAUGACUCUGAGUCAGGAAGGAAGGUCACCGAUGAUGACGAGGCUACUCUCUGGCCCAAGCCGCAACAAAGCUUCGACAAUGGUUACCACAAGGUUUUGGUGUCUGGGCCUGGUGGUUACUCUGGUGAUGGAGCGGCAAAUAACAUCUCUAGAUACGGCAAGAAUGGUAGGACAGAUGGCAUCGAGAUUGUGUCGACAACGGAGGUCAAGUACAGUUCUAGAUAG
Molecule: messenger RNA, 1212 nt
Organism: Fusarium sp. VM40
Lineage: Eukaryota; Fungi; Ascomycota; Sordariomycetes; Hypocreales; Nectriaceae
Source: the annotation of a GenBank genome assembly